Molecule: messenger RNA, 648 nt
Organism: Acanthoscelides obtectus
Lineage: Eukaryota; Metazoa; Arthropoda; Insecta; Coleoptera; Chrysomelidae
Source: the annotation of a GenBank genome assembly
AUGAACGAGACCAGAAAAAGAAAGAAGAUAGCAGAUCCAGCUGAAUGGAAACGUUUGAAAAAUAAGCAGCUUAGAAUGGAAGGUAAAGAAUACUUGGGUUAUAGGAAAAAGAAAGGCGAAAAAAUAGUACACGAUACAAUCAGAAGAGAAAGAGAGAUGGGAAUGGCUUGUAACUCAGCAAGAUGUAACAAGAGCAAAAAUAAGAACUGUUUCAAGUUCAAAGAGGAAACCAGAAAAAAUAUAUUCAAAAAAUUCUGGAAUGAAAUGAACUGGGCACAAAGAAAAGUGUUUAUAUCCUCAAAUGUCUUUAAAGGAAAAAAGGCUAGAUGUGAAGAAACAUCAAGAAGACAAAAUACCUAUACAUAUUUUUUAAACAAUGGGGAAGAACAGCUUCAAGUAUGUAGGAAAAUGUUUGUCAAUACAUUAGAUAUAGGAUAUAAGACAAUUCAAGAGUGGGUUUCUAAGAGUUCUUAUGGCAUGGGCACAGAUAUAGUACAAAAAGAUAGAUUGAGCUAUAAUAAAGCACGAUACUCCAAGCAAUAUGACCAUUUAAGGAUGUUUUUAAAUAAACUACCAAAAUUGCCAGCCCACUAUUGUAGAAAGGAGACUACAAAAUUAUACCUAGAGGAAAAAGUACAAAGUAUAUGA